AUGACCCUCGCAGUGUAUCACAGGUUAUGGGGUAUGACCGAGCAGUUUGCCGCCAGGAAGAAGUGGGGUUGGAGGCAAGUCUACCACCGCAUGCUGCCCUUCCAAAUCGCCCUGUACCCCAGUCUCAUGUGGUAUCUAUUUGGCUGGUUCGAUGAUCCGUAUAAGGAAGCGAUGACACUUGGAAUUUGGAACGUAUCGAAACGCUCGCUAUACUUUUGGGAUCCUCUGCGUUCAGGAGGCGACAAGGGAUGGUACCCUUAG
Molecule: messenger RNA, 261 nt
Organism: Perkinsus marinus ATCC 50983
Lineage: Eukaryota; Perkinsozoa; Perkinsida; Perkinsidae
Exons: 5
Coding region: 1-261 (86 amino acids)
Source: RefSeq, a predicted model, not a curated record